Molecule: messenger RNA, 2593 nt
Organism: Planococcus citri (citrus mealybug)
Lineage: Eukaryota; Metazoa; Arthropoda; Insecta; Hemiptera; Pseudococcidae
Product: dynein axonemal intermediate chain 7-like
Exons: 3
Coding region: 67-2328 (753 amino acids)
Cellular component (GO): axoneme
Molecular function (GO): microtubule binding; beta-tubulin binding
Source: RefSeq, a predicted model, not a curated record
GUUCACACUCGUGACAUCGGGUAACGUUAUAUUUCAGAUACAUCGUAUGGAAAUAGCGACAGCGUCAUGGCCGAAAUUUGGACAAAAAAGAAAAAAAUAUUGUCGCGCAAAGAACGCUUUAAAAUACCCGGCGACGAUAUCAAUAAGAAAAAGGAUAAAGAAGAUAACGCCGAACAAUUGUUGACGCAGACCGAAGACGAAAUACUUCAACUUCAAGCCGAGGAAAAAAUCAAAUAUGAAAAAGCAUUGCAAGAAUAUACAUCACGUUGCGAAAAGAUUAAAAAUAGUUGCGAAAAAUUUCAAAAUCUGAGAUUCGAAAUGGCUGAAAUGCAAAACCAAGACCGAAACAGAAACACGCAUCAAAAAUACCCCGAAAUCACGAACCUGAACAGAAUUGUGCCCUGGGUAAACGAACGCAUAUCAAAAUGGUGCAGCGAAAAAAUUCAAACGAAUCACGUAAAAAACCAAAUAAACGACUACAUUGAAAUAUUAAAUAUGCUAACCGAUUACAUAGAAAAUCCAUUAAAUCUUCAACAUUUGGAAUACUGGAGUGAAUGUAAACGAAACCUACGAGAUGAACUGUAUCGUAAACUCGACUAUGUCAGUUAUACUGUAAUAAAAAAUAUAGAAAAAAAAAUGGCGUACUUGGAUUUAGAUGUGAUGUUUUAUAAAGAAUGUAACGAUUACUUCACUAACUUGAUAUGGACUGUGUUGGAUAAACCUAAACAAGGUAAAGAUGAUAAAUUCCCACUGUCGAGUAAUUUUGGAGACCUCGGAGUGAUUGUAAAUUUACCAAAAUUUUUCUAUCGAAAGCCAAUCGUUGUCAGAUGCUUAUGGACCACGCAAGAUUACUUUUCAGAAGACUGUCCUUCGCAUAAAGAGAAAAAUCUGCCGGAAGAGCACAUCGGUGAUUUUCACCAAUACCAUAAACGUAUCUGGGAACAAGAGGAGAUGCUUCGAAUCAAACAACAAGAAGAUAUGAAUACUCAGCUGGAAAAAGAAAAAGCGUUAAAUCUUUUCAAUAAAAUUAAACACUUGAUACCUUCCACAUCUAAAGAAAAUCUUUUCAGCGAAACGAAACCACCAACCGAGGAAACGGAAAAAUCGAAAGAUAUUUCGCUCAAGAAAUUAGUUCAUUUGAAAAAAUCACCAUCCCAAAAACAAAUCGACAUCGAUCGUCACGAAAUCGAACGUUUCAAACAAUACUUCGUCGUCGAUUUGGAGAAAUUCGAAUGCAAUAUGCGAAAAUACAAUAUCGUAGGUGGAGUCUACCAUUUGGAAUUGAUAAAACAACCUCCUCAACCGAAAUUACUCAAAGACGGGGCCGUUUUGAGAAUGAUUAUUGGUGCAGAUGAAUUACAACGAUGGGAAUACCUGGAAACAUACGAACCUCCUGUGGUCAAAACAGGUACAACGAAGCAGUCUACUGACGAUGACGAUGAGGAUGCUGAGAACACACCUGAAGGAAAACUACUUUCGAAAUUGGUUUUGAUAACGAUGAAAUUACCAGACCACGUGUUAUGGUUCGACUCACCCGUGGUAGUUCAUUGGGAUACGGAGAAACACUACUGGUCAACAGAAUACAUUUACGAGAUGAAAUUCAACGAAGAGAAGCAAACGUUAUCAUUUCGUGCUGGUAAAAUGACAGCAUUUGGAUUGGCAGUAUUCAAGUAUAAUAAUUUCCCUUAUCAAAGUUGGGAACUAAAACCAGAUUUUCGCGGCGAAUCACCUCAAGUCAUCUUCGGCUUGACGACUUCGGCUCUCGUAUUGGAGUUUAUAAUUCGCCGAAAUGAAGUAUGUCUGACAUUGCUGGAAAAUGCCAAUACGAUGGCUUUACAACAACACGUCGGUAUAUUUUACCCUGCUCGAAUUCUCGCUCGCAUAUUAAAACAAGGCGGCGUUAACAUAUUUCCAUCUCAGGACGCGUGUUUAUACGUCGACAGCAUGCCAAAGAAACACCACAUCAUCGAGGAUCAUUUACACCACUGUAUGGCGUACCUUUGCCAAUGCUUCGAAUUCUCUUGGUCCAGAUGGAAUCUAUCAGCCGGGUAUAAAAAAUUCAUCCUUCAAAUACGCCAAACGAAAAGUAAAAAUAAUCAACUAUUGAUGGUGACCGAUGAGAAAACUAUCGUUACCGAAUGUACCGACGUCAGUCAGUCGUUCACCGAUACUGCAAUUUCGGGAAUGAAAUUUUACCCGGAUUUGUUGACAUUAGCCCAAGACUACGGUGAUGAAGAUUCAAAACAAAUAAUGUCUAAAGUGGACCCGAUAUUUAUAGAAACCGUUUAUUACUUCCUAUCUGAAACUCGUGUUAUGAGCUUUUCUUGAUAUCGUCGAAAACAGUCGCGACCUACACACUCUAUCUCUCUCGUUGCCAUCCGUCAAUUUAAUAACUUGCUUUUUAUUUGCUUUAUUUUGUAAUUUACGAUAUAAAACGUUUCCUACGAUGCUUUUGAUGAAUCGAGCAGAGUAAAUUUUUACGUUAUCGUAGUCUUCGUUUUAAAAGGGGUUAAUGAAAAAGAUUUUCUUAGCUUGAUAACUAAUUUAUAUAAUCUCCUUCUGCCUCCCGUAGGGGCCGUAGGUAGGUACAGUC